GCCUUCGGUAGCAAUUUCGCCGUUGCCGUCUUGACAGUCGGAAUUGUGCUUUUGCCGUGGACGAACGUUUAUUCCUUCUUACAGAGAGGAAGAAAGCUCCAAAUCAACAGAAAGUACUGCGCACGCUAAGGCAAAGGCAAAGGCAAACGCAAACGCAAACGCAAGUAAAACAACAAAUUCAAAAUCAGCUGAGAAACUGAUGCAGACACAGCAGCAGCGGCAGCAUAAAGAGUAAGAAUAGCGAAACGUGCGUUCAAAUUGGCAUAAAGUGUACUACAAAUCAAGGCGAAAAAUAAACUACGAAAAGCAGCGAUUGCCCGCCUCGUUUGCUCUCUCGACUCAACCCAUCACUAUCUGUCGCACACACACAAGGAGUUGUAACCCAUCAGCUUAAGAGCCCAAAGGCAACUAAUUCGCUCUGUAAUGGCGCAACUUCGUUCCCUCAACCCCUCACGUACAACGAUUCAGCUCGCUUACUAUUGCCGCAGCGCUGGCAGCGUCUGUAGCGGCAGCCGUAAUGGUCCUUUGGGGAGUGUAACCGAACUUUAUAGUCGUAACAACAAGAACAAGAACAACCACGGUACAUUUAGUCAGAAAAGAAGUUUACAUACGAUAUGCGCCGGCGCCAACGUCAACUCCAACGGCAGCAAAAAUGCUAUGCUGCGCUGGCAGAAUCCUUUCCUGAGCGACGUUCGUUGCCUGCACUCGGCCGCGCAGGACAAGCAGGCGCAGGUGUCAGUUGCCGAUAGGACGCAGCACGUCCAAUCAAAGGAGGAGGGCGUCAAGCCACAGCGUGACCCGCUCGACGUCAGCUUUAACGAUCCAAUUGCGGCAUUUAAGAGCAAAACAACAUGGGAGCUGGCCCGCGCAUAUUUGGUCUACAUGAUCUGCAGCAGCGAGAAGAUCGUUGAGUAUAAUAUGACGCUCCUAAAAGUCGCGCGUAGCGUGCUGGGCAGCAAACUGUUUGUGAUGCUGAUGAAGUCGACUUUCUACGGACACUUUGUGGCCGGCGAGAAUCGCCACACCAUUGUUCCCACCCUUGAGAGACUUCGCUCAUUUGGCGUUAAGCCCAUCCUUGAUUAUUCCGUCGAAGAGGACAUCUCCCAGGAGGAGGCCGAGAAGCGUGAAGUUGAAUCUUCCGUUUCGAGCGCGGGUGAUAAUGAAAAGGAUGCUGGCGCCCUGCCCCAAUAUCAUGUGGAUAAAUCUUUCGCUGAUCGUCGCUACAAGGUGAGCAGUGCUCGCACCUAUUUCUAUCUGAACGAAGCGACCUGCGAGCGUAACAUGGAGAUCUUCAUCAAGUGUCUGGAGGCUGUGUCGGAUGACGAUGCAAAAGAGCCGCGUCCUGUCUCCGACGGCGCCACCUUCGGAACCGGCAUCACCGCCAUCAAGCUAACUGCCCUCGGCCGUCCCCAGCUGCUGUUGCAACUGUCGGAGGUCAUAAUGCGCACACGUAAAUAUAUGGAGGCACUUGUCGGCGGUCAGGGCAAUGUGUUGACCCAUCAUAAGACCAUCAAGGAUCUCGAGAAGUAUUAUGCCAGCGUCGGCGACAACAAGGAUGUGCAGCAAUUCUUGAAGAAUGUCACGUCCGACAAGGAGGGCAUAUUGCAUCUGUUCCCCUGGUCUGGUAUUGUCGAUGAGGACUCACAGCUGAGCGACACAUUUCGCGUGCCCGAUCCACUGACUGGUCAAAUGCGUCGAUUGAUCUCACAAAUAUCGCCCAAAGAGGAGGAGAUGUUUAGAAACAUGAUUCGUCGUCUAAACACAAUUGUAAAGACUGCCGCUGAGCUGGAUGUGCGCAUUAUGGUUGAUGCGGAGCAAACAUAUUUCCAGCCAGCUAUAACGCGCAUCACUCUGGAGAUGAUGCGUAAGUACAACAAGGACAAGGCCAUAGUAUUCAAUACCUAUCAAUGUUACUUGCGUGAGACAUUCCGUGAGGUGGUCACAGAUUUGGAGCAGGCAAGUCGACAGAAUUUCUAUUUCGGUGCCAAGCUGGUGCGUGGCGCUUAUAUGGAACAGGAACGCGCGCGCGCACAGGCGCUGGGCUAUGCUGAUCCCGUGAACCCCAGCUACGAGGCCACUACCGAAAUGUACCACAAGACCCUGGCGGAGUGUCUCCGACGCAUAAAGGUUCUGAAGGAUUGUGGUCAGGAUGCACGCAAAAUUGGCAUUAUGGUUGCGUCCCACAACGAGGAUACGGUUCGCUUUGCCAUCGAGAAUAUGAAAUCCAUCGGCAUCUCGCCAGAGGAUAAGGUCAUAUGUUUUGGUCAAUUACUGGGCAUGUGUGAUUACAUUACCUUCCCGCUGGGUCAGGCAGGCUAUUCGGCCUACAAGUACAUACCGUAUGGACCCGUUGAGGAGGUGCUGCCAUAUUUGUCGCGUCGUGCCCAAGAGAACAAAGGUGUGCUGAAGAAGAUCAAGAAGGAGAAACGAUUGCUUCUCAGUGAAAUACGUCGCCGCCUAUUCCGCGGCCAGCUCUUCUAUACGCCGAAGGGCAACUAUGUACCCAUCUAAAGUGGAUGCACCGACAGAUGAAGACACGCCAUCCAUUUAUUUAUGUAAAUAUAUAUACAUA
Drosophila navojoa is the source of this 2572-nucleotide messenger RNA. It is a transcript of the gene slgA, whose product is annotated as proline dehydrogenase slgA. The record is from RefSeq and is a predicted model, not a curated record. Gene Ontology annotation, cellular component: mitochondrion. NCBI's taxonomy places the organism in Eukaryota, Metazoa, Arthropoda, Insecta, Diptera, Drosophilidae. Gene Ontology annotation, molecular function: proline dehydrogenase activity; FAD binding.